This is a messenger RNA of Coprinopsis cinerea okayama7#130, 1125 nucleotides long. Its product is annotated as MipD protein. Gene Ontology annotation, biological process: rRNA processing; ribosomal large subunit assembly. Bases 1 to 1125 code for a protein of 374 amino acids. Gene Ontology annotation, cellular component: nucleus. The transcript has 6 exons. Gene Ontology annotation, molecular function: nucleic acid binding; 3'-5' exonuclease activity. Lineage: Eukaryota; Fungi; Basidiomycota; Agaricomycetes; Agaricales; Psathyrellaceae. The record is from RefSeq and is a predicted model, not a curated record.
AUGUCAGGCCCGUCUUCGAAUUGGUUAAAGCUUCAAGAGCAAUUGAAAAAGUCGUCGAAAGGAAAAGGAAAGGACAAAAAAUCGGAAACCCACCGCAAACGGACGCGAACGACAAGCAUAUCUUCGACGCGAUCCAUUUCACCAACACCUUCAGCAAUCUCCCACACCUCCCAUGUCUCCGAAAAGAUUGUCACAGUUGCAGGAUCGUCCUCUUCAUCUUCCAAACCCGGCAGAGAAAACGUCGGCACUCUGCAAAGCAUGGUCUUAGGCCACGAAGAACUAACCGAAAAACAAAAACUCCCAGGCAAGUAUCUCGCAUUGGAUUGCGAGAUGGUGGGUGUGGGGAUUGAUGGAGAGGAGUCGUCGCUUGCGCGAGUUAGUUUGGUUAACUUUUAUGGGGAGGUCAUCAUGGAUGAGUUUGUACGCCAACGGGAGAGGGUUGUGGAUUAUCGAACGCAGUGGUCUGGUAUCCGGGAGAGUGACAUGGUUCACGCAAAACUUUUCCUUGAGGUACAAAAACAGGUAGCAGACCUCCUCAAAGACCGGAUACUAGUCGGUCAUGCCGUGCACAACGAUUUGAAGGCGCUUCUACUCUCCCAUCCAUAUCCCUACACACGGGAUACCCAAGUCUUGGCCUACAAGUCCGGACUAACAAAAUCGAAGAGAAUCGCUCUUCGAAAUUUAGUAAAGGAGCAGAUUGGGUUGACGAUUCAAGCGGGGGAGCACUCUAGUGUUACCGACGCCCGUGCUACAAUGGCGGUAUACCGGCUACACAAAAAGGAAUUCGACAAGUCCAUGGGUGCCCACCUCUAUCCCCUCCCAACACCAGGUCCAUCCCAACCUUCCGCUCAAAAACGAAAACGCGCGGAAUCUGAAGUGGGGGAUGAAGACGAUGAGGAGGAAGAGUCGACCUUAGCCUCUGGGAAGGGCAAAUCGAAGAAGAAAAAGGCCAAGUCGCCUAACCCACUGGAUCCUGGACAGGGAAGGAAAGGUGUGUCGUCGGGGCUUUCGACGAUUAUUCGUCGUCCGGGUCAGAAGAAGGAUCAGCAGAAGAAGCAGUGGUGGAAGGAACUUCCAACAGCCGCUUCAGGUGCGAAAACUUCGUUCAAGAUGAGCAAGGCGUAG